GGAGGAGGGGAGGGAGAAGGAGCGGGCGAGCGGGCCCGCCGGCCUCCGCGCCCGGGCGGCGUGACCCUCCCGGGAGGCGGGGUGAAGAUCCGGGGUCCCGGGCCCGCCGCGCCACACAAGUGCCCGGGGACCCGCGGGCGCCGCCUUCCCGCGCUUUGCCCGGGAUUCUCCGGAGACUCUCGGGCCCCGCCGCCUCCUGCGCGCAGUGGUCACGUCCCGGGAAAGGUUGCCCGCAUUUGCCCGGUCGUCGUGUCACGCCAGCUCCGCGCCGGGCAGGGAGGGCGGAGGCGCUUAUGAAUGGGAGACCCUCGCAGGUUGUUGUGGCAGAGUCAGCGAACGUUUAGGGCCGGGAAGGCAACAAAGUUGGUAGUCGUCUCCCUAAGCUGCCCCUUGUGCGGAUCAGGAUCCCGAGCCUCGGAGCAGGAGCUCCCGAGCCAGCUGCUGAGCGGCGAGACUGGUUUGCAUCCCAGCGCCCGUGGGCCCCACCAGCUCUGGGUGCUCGGAUGGCGGGCGCCAGCUUCGGCCUUGGAGCUGGAAUCUUCCCGGAGCAAUUCGUGUUACCUAGUGGGGAAUGCGGCCUCCUCGGAUUCUCCCACACAAGUUAAUUUCCCGAAGGAAUGGAAAAGAUACAUGGUCGGCGCUGUUUCUUCUGGAGUCAGACUCCGGUGUAGUUUGAAGGAAGGGUAAAGGGACGCUGAAAGGAUUCCGUUUUUCUCUUCCAGUUGGUACCGAAGGCUCACGAAUCGGUUUAAUUAACGCAAGUUGAUCAGUCUGGCUGCCUCCACGCCCCAUGCCUCCUUCAAGCCAAAGCUACGCGUAAUUUGAAACAGAUGCCCCUUCUGAGUUAAUCUGUUAGGACUGUUAACUGUUCUAAUAAUUCUACAAGUAGUUAUUUGUAGGAGUUGAUGUGUUUGUUUGACUUGCCUAAGAGGGUUGAAUUCGCAUUAACGACACAGUACCAUCUGCUGUGCCUCUUCUAAGAAAGAAAUGUCCGCCCCCCAAGGGAAUGAGCUGCAUUGGAUGUGCCCUGUCUGUGACUCCUUUCCCCGCUUGUCUCCAUUUUCCUCUAAAAUGCAGGGUUGGCUGUUUUUGUUUUUGUUUUUUUUUUUUGCGGUCGGACCCGCAGGCCCAGCAGCCAUGGCUCACGGGCCCAGCCGCUCCGCGGCAUGUGGGAUUUUCCCGGACCAGGGCACGAACCCGCAUCCCCUGCAUCGGCAGGCGGACUCUCAACCACUGCGCCACCUGGGAAGCCCUGGUUGGGUGUUCUGUUUUCUCUUUUUGGCCAGGUGGGAAUACUCUGCUUGAUAGGAACAGACCCAAAAGGCAAGACUUGAGUUGAAUCCUGUCUCUGCUACGGACUUGUUGUAUGACCUUGGACAAGUCCUUGUCUUCCUCUGGACUCAGCUUUCCACUGGAAAAGGAAGAGAUUGGGGAUAUGAGGUGCCCAUCGUAAGCUUGUGAGAGUUGCCCUCCACGGAGCCCAGCAGAGGAGUGGGCAAACAUGAAAUCCAGUCCUGCCAUCCAAGCUGCCAUUGACCUCACGGCGGGGGCCGCAGGGGGCACAGCAUGUGUACUCACCGGACAGCCCUUCGACACCAUGAAAGUGAAGAUGCAGACGUUCCCCGACCUGUACAGGGGCCUCACUGACUGCUGCCUGAAGACCUACUCCCAGGUGGGCUUCCGGGGCUUCUACAAGGGGACCAGCCCAGCGCUGAUUGCCAACAUCGCCGAGAACUCCGUCCUCUUCAUGUGCUACGGAUUCUGCCAGCAGGUGGUACGGAAAGUGGUUGGAUUGGAAAAGCAGGCAAAGCUGAGUGACCUGCAGAACGCAGCCGCUGGCUCCUUUGCCUCUGCCUUUGCUGCUCUGGCCCUCUGCCCCACCGAGCUCGUGAAGUGCCGGCUACAGACCAUGUAUGAGAUGGAGACGUCGGGAAAGAUAGCCACAAGCCAGAACACAGUUUGGUCUGUCGUGAAGAGUAUCCUUAGCAAGGACGGCCCCUUGGGCUUCUACCAUGGACUCUCGAGCACUUUACUUCGAGAAGUGCCGGGCUACUUCUUCUUCUUCGGGGGCUAUGAGCUGAGCCGAUCGUUUUUUGCAUCGGGGAGAUCAAAAGAUGAGCUAGGCCCUGUCACUUUGAUGUUAAGUGGUGGAUUUGGUGGAAUCUGCCUCUGGCUUGCUGUUUACCCAGUGGAUUGUAUCAAAUCCAGAAUUCAAGUUCUCUCCAUGUCUGGAAAACAGGCAGGAUUUAUUGGAACUUUUAUAAGCAUCGUGAAAAAUGAAGGAAUAACGGCCUUAUAUUCUGGACUGAAACCUACCAUGAUUCGCGCGUUCCCUGCCAAUGGGGCGCUCUUUUUGGCCUAUGAGUACAGCAGGAAGUUGAUGAUGAGCCAGUUUGAAGCAUACUGAAGUGUUCUGGCAAACCGUGAUCCAAGUGAAGCUGUUUGAGGACUGCAGUUCUCAGGGUUUCGAGGAGUACAAGACCAAUAUGGAAUUUUUUGCUUUUGUGGGAAUUUUUUUUGUGUCUUCCAUUUUUCUACCUUCUACCUUAAACUUUAUAGAAGAGCUUCUCUUUUAUAUUAUAUAAUUUCUGCCCAUAAUUGUAGUGAAAUGGAAAAGUUGCUGCUCUUGUCCUUGGUGGGACAUACAGGGUGGGCUGCUGGCCCUAGGUACCUAAUCUGAAAGGCUAAGUAGAGCUCUAUCAAGGGCUUUUGCAUAAACCUGUAUGUGUACAUGCAGUUUAGAUGGUUCUGUGUUGUGAGUGAAGCACAAUUUAGUUCCAUGUUUAAUCUCAGAUCUCACUAGAAUAAACCAGAGGUAAGCAUGUUUCAUGAGGAUGGUUAUAAAUGCUUAAUCCAUUCUAGAUGUGGGUCUCUUUUAAAAUCUGCUUAGCACGUACCCUAUAAUAAUUGGUUAAAGUUUUAAAAAAGUUUUCCUGUGGUGCUUGAAAACUAAGGGGUCCGUCUAGAUUCUAAAGAGGAGAAUAUACCUGCAUACUGGUGUGGCUCCCGUGUUCUUGGUUUAAGUUUCAGAGUAAGCGUCCUGGAUUUUCCCAAGGUGCUCCUCUGUGGCAACAGUGCCAUCCGUCUUCUUCCAGGUGGGAUCACAGUCCAGGCGGGAUCACAGUCCAGGCUUGGACACAUUGUUGGUGUGGCCCAGAGCCUUUGGGAAGCAGCACGGCCCUCGCCUGUGCCAGCCCCUCCUCCCGUCCCAAGGAGCUCCUCUCUGCUGGGCUUGAGCUCAAGGCAGGGGCUGAGGGGAGGGGCCUGGGCUGCUCUGUUUAGACUGUGGCCGACAGCGGCCUCGAGCUUCUGCCUCUGUGUGUCCUGGCCUGGGCGGGAUCCCAGAGAAGUCUGUGGGACCACCUGUGGGGCUGCUGAUCCACUCUGGACCACGCCCUUCUUGCCUCUGCCCAUCGGAAGCCCUUCCAGGGAGCAGCGUGCCAAAGCCGAGAGAGGCCCUGGCUCCCCGUCUGGGGACGGAGUGGUGGUGCUUGUGGGCAAAGUGGUCUCCUUUCAGGGGGAACCAGAGUGUCGUGCUUGCACUCCCCGUGAGGGGUGUCAGGGCUGACCCAGGCUGAAGUUUGUCUCGGGAUCCCUCACUCCUUGCCAUGCUGGAGCCUUUCAUGUGGGGUACUGGCUGUUGUGAAUUUCAGUGAUGGUGGUCUCUGGGGUGUGACUUAAUCAGCGAAGCAAAGGUAAUUUCAUUAAACUAUGCCGUACGUAUGCACUACUAACAAACCCUGGUUCAUCUGACUCCUGUAGACUUGGGAUGGGCAGCUGUUCCCUGGUCGUCUGGUUUACGGGAGCCCUUGUCGUCACCAGUGAGGUCAGCCGCCUCAUUCUGUGCUGCUCCGAGACCCCCCAGGCCUCUAAUAAAGAGUGCUUCAUCCGCCCCCGCGGCUGAUGUGGUGAUCAUGAUCCACACUGGUACGUCCGCCCCUGCCGGCAGAACGGAAGCCGUGUGUGAGACCUCCAGUUUGCACACGUGUUUGUUCUCCCUGCAGGCUCGGUGGCGACUCCGGCCAGAAGCCAGAGAGGGUCGGGAAGGCCAGCUGCUGGCAGACGUUUAGUGGAGGGGGGAUGCCCGGUGUUGUGCCCGAUGGGCUCCAGAGCUAUGCCUGGCCUUCCGUUUGCCUCUUCUUGAAAAGCAAUUUUUCUACCUUACUUUUGUCCGUACUUCAACGGUCAGUAGCUACUGAGUGGUGCUUCUUCUGAACAGGCCUGGAUUGAAGCAAAAACAGCAAAUGGGACUGGCUUCCCUCAGGAAGUGACCUGCUCCAGAGCCCACCGGGCCCCUUUGUCUAAGCCCUGUUGGCAGUAGGUCUUCUCACGUGUUGUCCUGUGAACAUUUAACUGAAUAUCUUCAACAGAAACUGUCUAAGGCAAGUAAGAGUGAGUGGGAGUAGUGAAUGGAAACUUAACACAGAGUUGGUGUUUUUUACGUUUCAUUCUGUUUGCUUAAUUCAUGGCUCAGUAUUUGGGUACAAUUUGUACCAUUUCAAAUCUGUACUCCAGACAAAAAUAGAGUAACUUGAAAUACUGUGUUUAAAGAAAUUCUCGUGUUCUAUCAUUAAAUUUGCCUAAUAGUUGACUAUAUGGUUUGUUUAAGUACUUUACGUGCUAAGAACCAACUGUCAGGAAUGUUUGAGUUAUGUAUGGUGAUAUUUUAAGGUGAUGGUUUUAUUGCAACGAGCAUUGGUUUUUUUUGUCAGCAAGAUUCCUGAUGUAAAAUAACUACUGAUAUAAAUACAUAUUCUGUAUACACUGCAGUUACGAAACGUGGCCCACUAGAAUUACUCUCCCUCCACCAGGCUCUGUAUGCGAUGUGACUGAUUUGGCAGGAUGCCAUUCUAUUUUUUAAAAUAAACUUCUGGAUAUCAA
Molecule: messenger RNA, 4881 nt
Organism: Mesoplodon densirostris (Blainville's beaked whale)
Lineage: Eukaryota; Metazoa; Chordata; Mammalia; Artiodactyla; Ziphiidae
Gene: SLC25A15
Product: solute carrier family 25 member 15
Exons: 7
Coding region: 1502-2407 (301 amino acids)
Biological process (GO): mitochondrial L-ornithine transmembrane transport
Molecular function (GO): L-ornithine transmembrane transporter activity
Source: RefSeq, a predicted model, not a curated record